AUGGAGCACCUGGGUCCGCACCAUCUCCACCCAGGCCACGCGGAGCCCAUCAGCUUCGGAAUCGACCAGAUCCUCAACAGCCCAGACCAGGGCGGCUGCAUGGGGCCAGCCUCGCGCCUGCAGGACGGAGAAUACGGCCUUGGCUGUUUGGUUGGAGGCGCCUAUGCCGAGGUGGCCAGCCGGGAGUCAGAUGCUAGGAAAGACCAGGUCCUGGCGCCCCCACCACCACCCCUGCACACACACACCGCCGCCGCCUCAUCUCUCUCUCCGAGCCCACUUGCCGCCGGCCCAGUGGAGACCCGGGGCCAGACGGAAGCGGCGGAGCUGGCGGGUUUCUUCCCAGACUGCCGGCUUCGUCUGGCCUCACUUCCCACUGCCCUGAGUGUUCCGCGCAUCCGAGACUGCGGUCUUCACGCCCGGGGGCCCCCAAGUCCACUGGAUACCAACCGCGAAUUUAACCUGAGCCCCCAGCCACGCUUCAGAGAGCAGACGCGGAGGCACGGGCCGCUGGGGAAUACAACGUGGGACUCUCAGGGGCCUCUGGCUCUAGGGGUGGCCCUCUCACCCUUCACUGUAACACGCCGUAUAGGUCACCCCUAUCAGAACCGGACGCCCCCCAAGAAGAAGAAGCCGCGCACGUCUUUCACGCGCCUGCAGAUCUGCGAGCUGGAGAAGCGCUUCCACCGUCAGAAAUACCUGGCCUCGGCCGAACGCGCCGCCCUGGCCAAGGCACUCAAAAUGACCGACGCGCAGGUCAAAACCUGGUUCCAGAACCGGCGGACUAAGUGGAGGCGGCAAACCGCGGAGGAGCGCGAGGCCGAGAGGCAGCAGGCGAACCGCAUUCUCCUGCAGCUGCAGCAAGAGGCCUUUCAGAAAAGUCUGGCGCAGCCGCUGCCGGCAGACCCGCUUUGCGUGCACAACUCGUCGCUCUUCGCCCUGCAGAACUUGCAGCCGUGGUCUGACGACUCGACCAAGAUCACCAGCGUUACGUCGGUGGCCUCGGCCUGCGAGUGAGCCUGACACUUCGCCAGUGAGACCCGGGGCCCAGCCAAGGGGUCGGAGUGAGCCAGGACUGUCUCCCGCUCCUCCCCGCCAGAGAGGAACCCCGGCCCGUCUGCACUGGUGUGCGCUGGCGCCCAUAAUG
Molecule: messenger RNA, 1144 nt
Organism: Condylura cristata (star-nosed mole)
Lineage: Eukaryota; Metazoa; Chordata; Mammalia; Eulipotyphla; Talpidae
Gene: TLX1
Product: T-cell leukemia homeobox 1
Exons: 5
Coding region: 1-1014 (337 amino acids)
Biological process (GO): regulation of transcription by RNA polymerase II; animal organ development
Cellular component (GO): nucleus
Molecular function (GO): RNA polymerase II cis-regulatory region sequence-specific DNA binding; DNA-binding transcription factor activity, RNA polymerase II-specific
Source: RefSeq, a predicted model, not a curated record